Messenger RNA from Rubroshorea leprosula, 2696 nucleotides. Lineage: Eukaryota; Viridiplantae; Streptophyta; Magnoliopsida; Malvales; Dipterocarpaceae. The record is from the annotation of a GenBank genome assembly.
UCCCAAUGUACAUGCUCUGACCGGGUUCAUUGAGGAAGACAGUUCACAUGGAAAGUAGUGGUAAACACAUUCACGGCACGGAGCCGCCUGUCCCACAUCACGGCGGAAAGUUCAGUGUGACGCUUGCUUUUUCUCUCCUUUCAACAUGGUGGAAGCCACAUCAGUUUGGAAGAAUUUAAUAUAUAGCUAGAAUGAACAUUUCUUUUGCUCUACAAAUUUGAUGAAGAAUGGGAAGCAUAUGUACAAGAGCAUUCGCACUUGUCUGUUUUUUGUGUUUUCUGAUUGCUUCUUUUUCCAAAAAUGACACACUGGAGCAAGGCAAGCAGCUCAGAUAUUGGGAGCAACUAAAAUCACCCAAUAAACGCUUCACUUUAGUAUUCUUCGUGCCUUACUGGUCAAAUUCCGAUUAUGACUCUGUUGAUGAAUCUUUCUUGGGAAUAUGGUACAAUGACCAAACCAUGCCUGAAGAUAGUGAUGAAGAAGUCUCUCCAAUAUUACACAUGCUCCCAGUGUGGGUUGCGAACCGAGAAAGUCCAGUCAUGAAGGGUCUUGGAGUUCUCUCCGUCGGCAGCAAUGGAGACCUCAAGAUUUUAUCUGGUGAUACAAAGGUGACCACUAGCUUGUACUCAACUCGAGCUACCAUCAAUGCAAGUGCUUCUUUACAGGACGAUGGCAACUUUGUACUGCGUGAGCUGGAUUCGAAUGGAUCUGUGAAGGGAAUUUUGUGGCAAAGCUUUGACUAUCCCACUGACACGCUUCUACCGGGAAUGAAACUAGUAAUUACAACAAAUCUGACAUCGUGGAAGAGUUACGGCUCACCUGCCCCAGGCUAUUUUGCUCUUGGCUUGGAUCCCAAUGAUACAAAACAACUCGUCGUGUGGCAGGGAGGAGAAGUAUCCUGGAGAAGUGGAAGUUGGCAAGAAAGCAGCUCCGACUUUCAAUAUUUUUCUGGAUUUGGUUAUGGCUUGACCUUUAGUUUCAUUGAAAAUGAGAAUCAAACUUACUUCAAUUACACGGCAGAUUACAACACAAAUUCUUUCCCAGAAAUAAGAAUACACUAUUAUGGUAAGCUCUUCAUGGCCAAAGCUUAUUACUGGGACUGGCUCUGGUUAAAUUCGUGUUCUCAACCUAACAUCUCUGGUGCCAAAAGUAAAUGCAUAAAGCAGAAGCUUCCGAAAUGUAGGAGUAGUAUGGAGGAUAGAUUCAUCCCUGCGAGUUAUGGUUCAAUGUCCAGAGAUGGAUUCAGAUUCAGUGACAGCAAAAACCUUACUAUUGAGAGUUGUAAGGUCAAAUGCUUGUUAAACUGCAAUUGUCUUGCUUUUGCCACAACCAUUUAUCUAGAUGACAAUAUCACCGGCUGUGAAAUUUGGACAUCAAGUGCAAAAAUAAAACCAGCAGUCAAUGGCAACGCUCGCAUGAUUUACAUCCUUCCUUCCAGAGAGAACAAAUGGUGGCUAUGGCUUACCACUGCAGUUGGACUAAUGAUGACCAUACCCACUUUAUGCUCUGUCUGCUAUAUCAUUUGGAAAAAAUGCACAUCAAAUGGUGAUGAAAAAUAUAGCAAGAGGAUGCUAAUAAAAGAACUGGAUGGUGGUGAAACACCUUCCAUCUCAUUUGGAAAACCAAAAGGCCAUAAAGCGGAUAGAAAUGAGCUGCAUGUUUUCAGCUUUGAAAGCAUUGCCUAUGCUACAAACUAUUUCUCACCUGUAAAUAAGCUAGGUGAGGGCGGCUUUGGACCAGUUUAUAAGGGAAUAUUACAUGAUGGGCAAGAAGUAGCAAUAAAGAGACUCUCCACCAAUUCACGACAAGGAGUAGCAGAGUUCAAGAAUGAGGCUCUGCUAAUUGCAAAGCUGCAGCAUACUAAUCUUGUGAGGCUUCUAGGCUUUUGCAUUCAAGGAGAAGAAAAUAUAUUAAUCUAUGAGUAUAUGCCAAACAAAAGCUUGGAUUCGUUUCUGUUUGAUUCGGAUAAGAAGAAAAUAUUGAAUUGGAAGAGACGUUUUAUCAUCGUUGAAGGGAUUGCUCAAGGGCUACUUUAUCUACAUAAAUAUUCCAGAUUAAGAGUCAUUCAUAGAGACUUAAAGGCUAGCAACAUUUUACUUGAUAAUGAAAUGAAUCCGAAGAUAUCAGAUUUUGGGAUGGCUAGAAUAUUUGGACUAAAUGAAUCUGAAGCAAAUACAAAUAGAGUUGUUGGAACAUAUGGUUACAUGUCUCCAGAAUAUGCGUUCCAUGGCCUUGUUUCAAUCAAAACUGACGUAUUUAGCUUUGGAGUUCUACUACUAGAAGUUGUAACUGGGAGGAAGAAUACUACCCAUUAUCAUCCUGAUUAUCCUCUUAACCUUACAGGAUAUGUGUGGCAGCUAUGGAAUGAAGGUAGACAGUUAGAGUUAAUAGAUCCUAGUAUGGAUGAAAGUUGCCCUCAUGAUGAAAUAUUAAGGUGUAUUCAUAUUGGCCUCUUGUGUGUACAAGACCAUGCCAUAGAUAGACCCACCAUACUUGAUGUUGUGUCAAUGCUUUCAAACGAGACUAUUCAGCUGCCAGAACCAAAACAUCCAGGGUUUUUCAUCACCAGUAAAGUUGAGAAAGAAAAACAUGUUUUGGAGAUCGAGCGAGAGAUUUGUUCCAUAAAUCAAGUAUCAAUUUCAGAGAUGGAAGCUAGAUGAUUGAGGUUCUGAUUUUUAUAAAUUAUGUUACUUUUA